AUGUACGGCGUCCAGCGACAAGCAAAUGCCUUAUUGACCCAUCUUCGUCAAUAUCGGAAACUUACAACUAUGGCGCUCAAAACCAUCAGCGCUAAAGAUGCAGCCUCUCUUGACAAGGACCUCAUGGAAGACGGGGGAUUCUCUCUCGACCAGCUAAUGGAACUUGCGGGACUUUCUGUUUCGCAAGCUGUUUAUCGAGUUCAUCCCCCGUCUAAAGGACGAAAUGUUCUCGUAGCAUGCGGUCCUGGAAAUAAUGGUGGUGACGGGCUCGUCGCCGCUCGUCAUCUUGCUCACUACGGGUAUAAACCAACAAUAUACUACCCGAAACAAGGGAAAAACGAGUUAUAUGAGCGCCUAAAAACCCAACUCCACAACCUCUCCGUCCCCUUUACAGCCGACUUCCCAGGAACCCUUCAAAACAGCGAUUUCGUAAUCGACGCAAUCUUCGGCUUCUCUUUCUCCGGGCCUCUUCGCGAUCCAUUUCCCAGCGUAAUAUCCCUUCUAGAGGAAACCAAAGUACCCGUGCUGAGUGUAGACGCCCCUAGUUCAUGGGAAAUAGAGACUGGCCCGCCAAAGGAAGGUCCCGGUGCAAAAUUUAUGCCGCAGACGCUGAUCAGCUUGACAGCUGCGAAGCCGUUGGUUAAAUGGUUUACUGGGAGACAUUUUUUGGGCGGGAGGUUUUUGACGAAGGGUAUUGUGGAGAAAUACGGUUUGGAUAUUCCGGAGUAUCCUGGGAUAGAUCAGAUUGUGGAGAUGGAUGUAAACGGGACUGGUAGGUUGUGA
Paracoccidioides brasiliensis Pb18 is the source of this 783-nucleotide messenger RNA. Its product is annotated as YjeF family domain-containing protein. The transcript is spliced from 5 exons. The coding region runs from base 1 to 783 and encodes 260 amino acids. Gene Ontology annotation, cellular component: mitochondrion. Gene Ontology annotation, molecular function: NAD(P)HX epimerase activity. The record is from RefSeq and is a predicted model, not a curated record.